CGCACAAACUGCUUGCUGAUGAGCGAGCGAGACAGGGCAGCGGACUGGCUGUGAAGACAGGAAACAGUACCUACAUCAUCAUCACUAAACAGGAAUAAACAACAGUCUCCGAGAGUACACAUGCAUAUGUUGCAGUUGUAUCUGUACAACGAACCCAUUUUAUUUUAUUGACAACACUAAUGAAGGACUUCUUUUCCCUGGUUACUUGAGCUAAGCACAACAUUAUGGCAGUCGUACUAAACCGACACGUCGUGCUUCUUACUUUUGCUUUUACUCGUUUUUGUUCAGCCGGAAACCUUGUUGCAAAUCGGGAACAUCAAACUGGAGAUAUCCCAGCAAUUGCCAAGUAUUUUGGGACCAAGACCAGAUACGAAGAGAUCAACCCAUACCUUUUGAACGACAUACUUUUCGUUAACAAAACUUCCUUGCAGCUUCAACAGGAAUGCACUCCGGUACACAUCAGCGCCGUCAUCAGGCAUGGCACAAGAUUCCCGACCGCCAAAAACGUUAAGAUGAUGAAAGACAUCUACAAGAUAGCUACAAAAACGAAGCGCAGGGGUCUGGGCUUGGUGGAUGAUAUAAGCCACUGGGAUAUGUGGUAUAACGACACGAUGGAUGGGCAGUUAGUGAAGAAGGGCAGAGACGAUCACAUGAAUCUGGCUUUUCGAUUGGCAACUGCGUACCCUUCACUGUUCACUGAGGACAGUUUCAGGGACUGCCGCAUGAAGUUCAUCACGAGUUCCAAGCACAGAUGUGUGGACAGUACCCUCUCAUUCAUCGAUGGGCUGGUGAUGAAGUAUUGGAAAAUGCAGGACGGGAGAAAGGGUAACAAUCUGCAUUGCCAGCUUGAAGUCAAUGAUGAUCUGAUGAGAUUCUUUGACAAAUGCGAGAGGUUUGUCGUUGACGUGGAAGAGAACAAGACUGCCUUGCAGCAGGUGGAUCUGUUCAAGACUAAACCAGAGAUGCAGGGGGUGCUGGACAAAGUGGCCAGUCUACUGGACAUAGCAGCCAGUGACAUCACAGCAGAUUUGGUUGAAGCUGCCUUUUACAUGUGUUCUUAUGACCUUUCGAUUAGAAAUCUGAAAUCGCCAUGGUGUCAACUUUUUGACCAGGAAGAUGCUAAGGUUCUGGAAUACGCCAAUGACCUCAAGCAGUACUGGAAGAGAGGCUACGGACAUGAGAUCAACAGUAAAUCAAGCUGCACUCUGUUUCACGACCUCUUCAGACGCUUGGACAAGGCUGUUGAGGAGAGUGAGAGGUCGGGUACGGUCUCUGAGCCCGCAGCUUUCCAGAUUGGCCACGCUGAGACUCUCCUCCCACUGCUGUCCCUCAUGGGCUUCUUUAAGGAUGAGACACCACUGACUGCCGACAACUUCGCCCAGCAGGGGGGGCGUGUGUUCCGAACAGGCCACAUUGUGCCCUACGCCUCCAACCUGGUUUUCAUUCUUCACCGAUGUGAGGGGAGCUACCGGCUUCAGCUACUGCUCAACGAGAAACCCCUGUCCUUCCCCCAGACGGACGAUCCAGCCCCAGAGUAUCAGCACGUGAAGAAUCUUUACAGCAACCUGCUUGAGGGGUGCGACUUCAAGAAAGAAUGCAAACUUCCCAGCGCCAAUGGAACUGUUAACCCAAUCAUCCAUGAGCUGUGAUCAAUCAAACCCCCAACUUCAGAAAUGGGAACUGGGUCAUAUUGAGGGCACACGCUCUUGUGAAAUAAAUUAGCAACUUCACAGUUUUUAAAACUCAGAGAAAACGCUGUGUGUCGUUUUUGAUACAAGCAUGAGACUGUGUUUCAUUGUCUGACAUUCACACAAUGUCUAAGAUUCCUGGGGAAAAGGCUUUUAACUAUGUGCUAUAGUCACCAGACAUGGUUGCCAGGAUACAGGUUUGAAAUGAAGCAAGCUGACCCCACUGCCUGUAUCUCUGUAUCUGAAUAUAAAAUAAAAAGUUUAUUGUUUUGGUGCGCAUAGAAAGUGUUGAAGUUGCUAAUCAUUUUCACAAGAGGAAGUUUUAGCUUUAUCAAUUCCUUUUAAAUCUCUAAAUUACAUUUCUUUUAAUGGCUGCUAUUUCACUUUUAGAAAUGUCACCCAAAACAAAGUCUGUGGUGGUUGUUUUUUUUUAACUUUCCAAAUUCUAGUUUACCACUAAUUCCAAAGCCUACCUAACAUAUAUUUUUUUCUGAAACUUAUCGUAUAUUAUAGUUUUGUAUGCUGCUAUGGGCAUUCAUAUAUUGUGUAUCGGUUAUUAUUCAUUGGGUUUGAGAACUAAAGCAGGUUUAGCUGGUUGUGGUCUGAACUUUUGCUCAUAUUUCACAUAUUUACAAUUCUUUUCCUGUAUACAAUAGCUUUUAAAUCAUUCCAAAAUGUCAUCCACGAUCAUGUUACAGGUGCUGGAUGCAUCCGACAUGUACAGAAAUAUAUAACCACUUCAGUGUCAAUUCAAACCCAACCCUCGAAGAUUCAAAUAAGAGCCACGUUGGCAGGGCAAAACUUCUGAACAGUCAUCUAGCAGCAUUCCUAUACCAAGCUACAUAAUCGUGGGGCCUUAUUAUUUGAAGGUUAGAGUUGUUAUCUGAUCAUUUUCAGUAAAAUAGGAGAUAUUACCUCUCUUGUUAAUAUUUAGUGUGGUGACAGUGUAAGCCGAUAGAUCAAAGCUAGUAAAAAAACACAGAAUUUAAAAUAAAAUCCUAGUUAGUUAUCACGAUUUUCAGCAGAAAAAAAAGGUUAAGUGUUUAUAGCCUUACUGUAAUUAACCAGCAGGACCCCCUGGCGUUUCACAGCAAUUUGGUGUGAAACUCCAGUUAUAUUGCUUGCUAAAAUAAAUCGGGGGGGGGGAUCUAUAUUCACAAACUCAUAAAUUAUAUAAAGACUGUCUUGUAGGAUUAAAAAUGUGCAUCCUGUUGCUUGUUAAACAUAAUUUGAACCAAGGAACCCUAGAAAAGUUUACCACUGUAUUUUUGCAGUUUUACCAGGCUUUUCCCAUGGUUAUACUAAUCAUUUUCCCUGGUUUGCCUUGUUUAUUUAUUAAUACACUUUUCCAUAUACCUCCCUAAUCGUUACAAUGGUUUACAAUGCUUUCACUAUGCUUUAUUACACUGUGCAGUCUAGAAUGAAUGAAGAUGCUUUUGAAACAGUGUUGUGAAUUAAUGAAGAUUGCCCACUGUUUAAUACAUUACAAUGAUGAAGAAAGCCCACACUGCGAUUGAUCUUUACAAAUGGGAUUAUGUGCCUGUAGUAUUAUUUACAUAUAUUUUAAAAUUAAUUUGUGUGCAUAAGAUUUUUUUUUAGGUUUCUGUGCUCACUUGUUAAAAUACAAGGGUUUUCCUAACAGAAUAUAUAUUUAGCAUUUAAGGUUGUAUGGUACUAAAGUAAUCAUGUUGAAGGUUUGAAUGACAAGAGGUUAAGAUUUCUUUGCACAAACUGCAGUAAUAUUCAGUAUUUGGUAAUCUAUAUUUUUGCGUAAGUAUGCUUUUGAUUUGUCAACUCUUUCACCCAUUGAAAACAGGAUAUUGCAAUGUAAUCUUUUCCCGAAAUGAGACUAGAGUAUUUAGUAAGCAUUUAGUAUUUUGCUUUUUUUUUUGCUGUUAAUUGUUUAAAAAAUAAAAUAAACCACGAUGCUAAAAUAAA
This is a messenger RNA of Acipenser ruthenus (sterlet), 3626 nucleotides long. RefSeq names its product multiple inositol polyphosphate phosphatase 1-like. The record is from RefSeq and is a predicted model, not a curated record. Gene Ontology annotation, molecular function: acid phosphatase activity; inositol phosphate phosphatase activity. The transcript is spliced from 5 exons. Lineage: Eukaryota; Metazoa; Chordata; Actinopteri; Acipenseriformes; Acipenseridae. The coding region runs from base 225 to 1649 and encodes 474 amino acids.